CCCGCCCCUCUCCGCUCCGCGAAGGCCAUGGCUCCUGGGCUGCCAUGAGGCCUGCCUGCUCUCGGCAGGGCUGAAGUCCAAAGUUCAGUCCCUUCGCUAAGCACACGGAUAAAUAUGAACCUUGGAGAAUUUCCCCAGCUCCAAUGUAAAUAGAGCAGGCAGGGGCCCUGAUUCACUGGCCUCUGGGGCAGGGUUGGGGGUUGGGGGUGCCCAGGGCUCGGCUAGUGGGGUUUGGGGGGGCAGUGGGUGCAAGGAGCCAGGUUUGUGACUGCCGGCCGGCCGGCGAGUAGGUGGCCAGCGCGUUGGGUGGGUGGGAGCACCGGCGCGUGGCCCCGGGCCGCGUGGCGGGUGCUGGCCGAGCCAUGGUUUCUAAGCUGAGCCAGCUGCAGACGGAGCUCCUAGCCGCCCUGCUCGAGUCGGGCCUGAGCAAGGAGGCGCUGAUCCAGGCCUUGGGCGAGCCGGGCCCCUACCUGCUGGCUGGAGAUGGCCCUCUGGACAAGGGCGAGGGCUGCGGUGGCGGGGCUCGAGGGGAGCUGGCGGAGCUGCCCAAUGGGCUGGGCGACACGCGGGGCUCCGAGGAUGAGACGGACGACGACGGGGAGGACUUCACACCCCCCAUCCUCAAGGAGCUGGAGAACCUCAGCCCCGAGGAGGCUGCCCACCAGAAGGCGGUGGUGGAGACCCUGCUGCAGGAGGACCCAUGGCGCGUGGCAAAGAUGGUCAAGUCCUACCUGCAGCAGCACAACAUCCCACAGCGGGAGGUGGUGGACACCACUGGCCUCAACCAGUCCCACCUGUCCCAGCACCUCAACAAGGGGACACCCAUGAAGACGCAGAAGCGUGCUGCCCUGUACACCUGGUACGUCCGCAAGCAGCGAGAGGUGGCGCAGCAGUUCACCCACGCAGGGCAGGGCGGGCUGAUUGAAGAGCCCACUGGUGAUGAGCUGCCUACCAAGAAGGGGCGGAGGAACCGUUUCAAGUGGGGUCCAGCCUCCCAGCAGAUCCUGUUCCAGGCCUAUGAGAGGCAGAAGAACCCUAGCAAGGAGGAGCGAGAGACCUUGGUGGAGGAGUGCAAUCGGGCAGAAUGCAUCCAGAGAGGGGUGUCACCAUCACAGGCGCAGGGACUGGGCUCCAACCUCGUCACCGAGGUGCGCGUCUACAACUGGUUUGCCAACCGGCGCAAGGAAGAAGCUUUUCGGCACAAGCUAGCCAUGGACACGUACAGCGGACCCCCACCAGGGCCAGGCCCAGGGCCUGCGCUGCCAGCCCACAGCUCCCCUGGCCUGCCGCCACCAGCUCUCUCCCCCAGUAAGGUCCAUGGCGUGCGCUAUGGACAGCCUGCGGCCAGUGAGGCGGCUGAGGUGCCCUCGAGCAGUGGUGGCCCCUUAGUGACAGUGUCUACACCCUUGCACCAAGUGUCUCCCACAGGCCUGGAGCCCAGCCACAGCCUGUUGAGCACUGAAGCCAAGCUGGUCUCAGCUACUGGGGGCCCUCUGCCCCCUGUCAGCACCCUGACAGCCCUUCACAGCUUGGAGCAGACAUCCCCAGGCCUCAACCAGCAGCCCCAGAACCUCAUCAUGGCCUCGCUGCCUGGCGUCAUGGCCAUUGGGCCCGGUGAGCCUGCCUCUCUGGGCUCCACGUUCACCAACACAGGUGCCUCCACCCUGGUCAUUGGCCUGGCCUCCACUCAGGCCCAGAGUGUGCCUGUCAUCAACAGCAUGGGCAGCAGCCUGACCACGCUGCAGCCAGUCCAGUUCUCCCAGCCGCUGCACCCCUCUUACCAGCAGCCUCUCAUGCCACCUGUGCAGAGCCACGUAGCCCAGAGUCCCUUCAUGGCCACCAUGGCCCAGCUGCAGAGCCCCCAUGCCCUCUACAGCCACAAGCCUGACAUGGCCCAGUACACACACACAGGGCUGCUUCAGCAGACCAUGCUGAUCACGGACACCACCAACCUGAGCGCCCUCACCAGCCUCACACCCACCAAGCAGGUAAGGCCCGGGCCUGCCUGGCCUCCUAGUCCUCUGAGCCUUCCACUUCUUGCCCCAGGAGCUCAGAGGGCUGUUCUGGUCUCCCAGGUCUUCACCUCAGAUACUGAGGCUUCCAGUGAGCCGGGGCUUCAGGCGCCAGCAUCUCCGGCCACCGCCGUCCACAUUCCUAGCCAGGACCCUGCCAGCAUCCAGCACCUGCAGCCUGCCCACCGGCUCAGCAGCAGCCCCACUGUGUCCUCCAGCAGCCUGGUGCUGUACCAGAGCUCUGACUCCACCAACGGCCACAGCCACCUGCUGCCAUCCAACCACAGUGUCAUUGAGACCUUCAUCUCCACUCAGAUGGCUUCUUCCUCCCAGUAACUAUGGCAACUACCUCCCAGGUGCUGGAGCCUGCACUGCCAGCUUGGGGAGUGAGGACAGCAGCCACCAUAGAUGCCUUGGGUACACAGGCCUCGCAAGCUUCUGCUGCCCUCCCUGGAAGCCUGUGCCUUGGUCCUCACCUCGUUCUGCCAACAUCACAAUGGGACAGAUCAGAGGUGUCCCAACCUGAGGGCAGUGAGUUGCACAAGAGGGGUUCAUGGAGAGCUGGGCAGCAGAGCUUGUUUCUGGCAGGACUCUGCAGGGACUAUUCCAUUGCUUGGGAUAAAAGAUUUGUUACUUGGAAGCAGAGCAGGCAGCUCUGGACUCUGGUAGCACCAGUGUGAACUUGCGGGAAGCCCUGGGGCUAAACAAGAAUGAACCCUGGUGGUCAGACCAAGAGGCCCUGGCUCCACGUGGUCAUGUUGUCAUGAUGCACCCACCAGGCCACUCCACCCUGCCUAGCACCUGCCAGCCACAGAGCCCAUGCCCUUUGUUGCCCUUCCUCAGUGGCUGCUCUGUGCCAGGGCUGGGAGCGCCGAUGCCCUUGGUGAGGGCGCUUAAGCUAAUGAGGCCGACAAGCAGGGCUUUCCCAGCCUCCUUCUUUCUGAGCCAUCCCUCCUCAGACCGUAGGGCCAUUUUCAUGAACAUUUGUUCCCCUGCCCAUCACGCCUUCUGAUGCCAGCCUGGUAUUGUGUCUCCACUAGUAAGACCACUUCAGGGCUAAGAAGCUGUCCUUGCUCUUGUGGGUUCCCUAUGACUCGUGCCAGGUCCGAGUCCCCAGGCAGAAGCUCCUGUAGACUUAGGGACCUCUAGGCCCUUUCUGUGUCUCAGAGACACUGCUGAGGUCAGCAGGGCGAGAAGGGAGAUCGGCAGACAGAAGCCUCUGGGAGCCCAGGUAACUGGAAGCCACCCCAAGUCUUCAGGGACACUGGGUGGGACAAAGUAGUCCUGUGAACCCAGGGAAGGUAUGACCUCACCUCCUUGGGCCCACCCAAGGAGGGACGCAGGGAGCUGUGCCCCUGCAGUUUGUAGCCAGUUAUGGGUGAGGCUGGACAUUUAUUUAACUUUAGUAAAGUCAAUGAGAACACAUACUUUCUGUUGUCCUUGAGCCACCAGCUGGGGGUGGGGCAGGCAGGCAGAGGGACAAGGUGGAUGGGGUCUGAGCAGGCACAGCUCCAGGUAUACUCUCUCACAGGAUCUUCCUUUUGGUAGUACUAGAGAUUGAACUCAGGGCCUUUGCACUGAACUACAUCCUCGGCCUUUUAAAAUAUUUUUAUUU
Molecule: messenger RNA, 3627 nt
Organism: Octodon degus (degu)
Lineage: Eukaryota; Metazoa; Chordata; Mammalia; Rodentia; Octodontidae
Gene: Hnf1a
Product: HNF1 homeobox A
Exons: 9
Coding region: 363-2348 (661 amino acids)
Biological process (GO): liver development; insulin secretion; regulation of transcription by RNA polymerase II
Cellular component (GO): nucleus
Molecular function (GO): RNA polymerase II cis-regulatory region sequence-specific DNA binding; DNA-binding transcription factor activity, RNA polymerase II-specific
Source: RefSeq, a predicted model, not a curated record